Molecule: messenger RNA, 801 nt
Organism: Colletotrichum truncatum
Lineage: Eukaryota; Fungi; Ascomycota; Sordariomycetes; Glomerellales; Glomerellaceae
Source: RefSeq, a predicted model, not a curated record
CACGAUAGCACCUGCCGCUUAUGUCAGCGCGGACAGUUCCAGUACCGUGAUGACGAGGCGAUCGAAGGCACUACCAAAGAUGGUGGCUACGCGUAUUAUGCCUUACUUCGUGAGGAAGCUGUAGUUCAUGUUCCUCGCGACCUCGAUCCGAUUGAGGUUGCGCCUCUUUUUUGCGCCGGUGUUAUUGUCUUAUAUGGGAUUCGCAACAUGAAGAUUUCCCCCGGCACCACUGUUGCCAUUCUGGUCAUAGGGGGCCUUGGUCAUCUGGUUGUGCAGUAUGCCAGCAAUAUAGGCUACAAAACCGUUGUCUUGAGUUCUGAAGACUUCAAGUGGGCUAUUGCUUGUGAACUCGGCGCACAUAUCUACGUUAACACUAAGGCGGAGAAUGCUGUGAAGAAGCUUCAACCGUUGGGAAGAGCUGAUUCGAUUGCUGCUACGGCGCUGAAACUGAAGGUCAUUUCGGAACCGCAUCCUCUCAGCCACUCUCGCACUUUAUCUCCUUCCACCGGUACGAGAGUGUAUAGUUUACCCAAGCGGAAGCUUCUUGCCUUGGCAGCUGCCGGAGCGACCGAGAUAAGUUUGAUCUAUAUGAUCAACACAGGGAACUCAGUGGAAGGCUGGGCCAGCGGUCAUCCAUUGGACUCAGCGGAGGCUAUCAACUUUGAACAAACUCCGGGAGUCAAGGCUAAAAUCGAAAAUCUUCCGUUCGAGAAGAUGCAAGAUGCGAUGGAUCAUAUGGUCUCAGAAAAGGUUCGCUUUAGAACUGUUUUGUAUACAGAGGGGAACGUUGAUUUCGAUUAG